GCUGGGCCAGAAGUAUUGGAGGCUCAGGCACUCAGCUCCCAGCCCUCCACCUCACCAUGGCCGCAAAGGUAGACAGUAGCCCCGGGGGGGUCCCCAGCAGUGGCUCCAACCUGGAUGCCACCCGAGAGCACAUGCAGGCGGUCACCCGAAACUACAUCACCCACCCCCGCGUCACCUACAGGACUGUGUGCAGCGUCAAUGGGCCCCUGGUGGUGCUGGACCAGGUCAAGUUUGCCCAGUAUGCUGAGAUCGUCAACUUCACCCUCCCCAAUGGGACUCAGAGGAGCGGGCAAGUGCUUGAGGUGGCUGGGACCAAGGCAAUUGUUCAGGUGUUUGAAGGGACCUCUGGGAUCGAUGCCCAGAAGACCACCUGCGAAUUCACAGGGGACAUCCUACGGACUCCAGUGUCGGAGGACAUGCUGGGUCGGGUUUUCAAUGGCUCUGGCAAACCCAUCGACAAGGGGCCAGUGGUCAUGGCAGAGGACUUCCUGGAUAUCAAUGGCCAGCCCAUCAACCCCCACGACCGCAUCUACCCGGAGGAGAUGAUUCAGACGGGCAUCUCGCCCAUUGACGUCAUGAACAGCAUUGCCCGUGGCCAGAAGAUCCCCAUCUUCUCAGCAGCUGGGCUCCCCCACAAUGAGAUCGCUGCCCAGAUCUGCCGCCAGGCUGGGCUGGUGAAGAAGUCCAAGGCCGUGCUGGACUAUCACGAUGACAACUUUGCCAUCGUCUUUGCAGCCAUGGGGGUGAACAUGGAGACAGCCAGGUUCUUCAAGUCCGACUUCGAGCAGAACGGUACCAUGGGCAAUGUCUGCCUCUUCCUGAACUUGGCCAACGACCCCACGAUCGAGCGGAUCAUCACCCCGCGCCUGGCACUGACCACGGCUGAAUUCCUUGCCUACCAGUGUGAGAAGCACGUGCUGGUCAUACUGACGGACAUGAGUUCCUACGCAGAGGCUUUGCGGGAGGUCUCAGCUGCCAGAGAGGAGGUGCCCGGGCGCCGAGGCUUCCCCGGGUACAUGUACACAGACCUGGCCACCAUCUACGAGCGGGCAGGCCGCGUGGAGGGCCGGGGCGGAUCCAUCACUCAGAUCCCCAUCCUCACCAUGCCCAAUGACGACAUCACCCACCCGAUUCCAGACCUGACGGGCUUCAUCACAGAGGGACAGAUCUACGUGGACAGACAGCUUCAUAACAGACAGAUCUACCCCCCCAUCAACGUCCUCCCUUCCCUGUCGCGGCUGAUGAAGUCCGCCAUUGGGGAGGGCAUGACGAGAAAGGACCAUGGAGAUGUCUCCAACCAGCUGUAUGCCUGCUACGCCGUCGGGAAGGACGUGCAAGCCAUGAAGGCAGUGGUGGGGGAGGAGGCGCUCGCUUCCGAGGACCUGCUCUACCUGGAAUUCCUGCAGAAAUUUGAGAAGAACUUCAUCAACCAGGGUCCCUACGAGAAACGCUCGGUGUUCGAGUCUUUGGACCUGGGGUGGAAGCUGUUGCGCAUCUUCCCCAAGGAGAUGCUGAAGCGCAUCCCGCAGAACAUUAUCGAUGAGUUCUACUCCCGCGAGGGGGCGCCGCCGGACCCCGAGCCCGACACGGCGCUUUAGCCCCGCGGGAAGCCUGGCCCCGGAGCCAGGUCCUGGCACCGCUCUCGCCGGGCGCCCGAUCUACACGCCCCGCCCCAUCGUCUUGGUCCUCACACCUUAACCCAUCGCUCCGUGCCCACCCUCAGUCCCCCACAGGUUAUGGGGGGGCUCCUACGCUCCAGUCCUCUCCCUGGAUUCCCCGACAUGGGAAACAGAAGGUGGUUAAGCCUAUAUUCUCUGUCUUGUUCUGAUAGGAGCAUUUGUAUUUUAAAAGUACCACCGUCCUCUCCCAGGAAUUUAUCUCAUGUAAAUACAAGAUUGGCAAAACACUGAUAAUUGUUGGAGCUGCGGGGGGUACAUGAGGUUCAUUAAACUAUUCUCUCCACCUUAAAAAAAAAAAAGAGAGAAAAAAAAGAAAAGGCUACAUUAGUGUCUUAACAGGUGACAACAGAAUUCUUCUUAGGGAGGUAUUUAUCUUUGUUAAAAAAUAUCUUGAUAAAUUUCUUGGGUGGAAUGUGAGCUCAUGGGCCAUAGAAAGGACAAUCUCAAGGCCACAAAAGAUGUGUCUGAUUCUAAACAGCUCUGCCUAAGAGAUGCUAGGAAGGAAUUUGGUUUGCUCCAGACAGGGAGGGGAGUUGCUGGGGAGAUGGCCUGAGGAACAGUGGGGGCAGUGUGCAGAGGCUGAGGAAAGGCCCCCCAGUUCAGAAAUGGGCAAAGAGCAUCCUAAAAACCAGGAUACUUGAUGUUCCUUUGAAAGCUGCCUGCUCUUCUGUAAUGCCAUCCCUUCCUGUCUCCUCUGCCCCACCUAUGAUGAAGUCAUGAAUGCUUCCUAAGAGGUAGGGCAGGUUGGGAAGAUAGAACUUCAGCAAAAGGCUGAGUUCCAUUUCUGGGUCAAUGUGUUAUGGAACCAGGCCAGAAUUCUUGGAUCAAGAGCUGACACCAAAGAAGCCUUGAGAAUAAAAUUCCCAUCCCCAAGACAAUUUAGGGAAAGCUUUUGGGUGUCCACAGGACAUAGGGUUGUUUUUACUUAAAAACAGCUUUAUUGAGAUGUGAUUCACGUACCAUACAGUUUACCUAUUUAUAACUGUACAAUUCAACAACUUUUAGUAUAUUCACAGAGUUGUGCAAUCAUCACCACAAUCAAUUUUAGAACAUUUUCAUUACCUUAAAAAGAAACCCUGUACCCCAAGUUAUCACUCCUCAAACCACUCUUCCGCCCCCUCCCCAGCCCAAGACAAUCAUUAACCUUUCUAUCUCUGUAGCUUUGCCUACGCUGGUCAACUCAUAUAAAUGGAAUCAUACAAUA
Balaenoptera musculus (blue whale) is the source of this 2883-nucleotide messenger RNA. It is a transcript of the gene ATP6V1B1, whose product is annotated as ATPase H+ transporting V1 subunit B1. The transcript is spliced from 14 exons. Gene Ontology annotation, cellular component: proton-transporting V-type ATPase, V1 domain. Gene Ontology annotation, molecular function: ATP binding; proton-transporting ATPase activity, rotational mechanism. Gene Ontology annotation, biological process: ATP metabolic process; proton transmembrane transport. The coding region runs from base 57 to 1598 and encodes 513 amino acids. Lineage: Eukaryota; Metazoa; Chordata; Mammalia; Artiodactyla; Balaenopteridae. The record is from RefSeq and is a predicted model, not a curated record.